AUGCUCCGUUGCUUAGUGAAAAGCACGCCAUGGCGAGGGACUCGAUACUCCCGAUCGCGAGUAUUACCAUCUGUUGCGCAGGAUGAAGUGCGAUCGAAUGGAGCCCGGUGGAGCUCAAGCGCGAAAGACGAUCAUGGCAGUGAAGCAACAUCACCAAAGCGAAAGCGUGGACGGCCUAGGAAGAACGUCGAAAGUCCAGGAGAAAUUCCCUCAGAAGCAUCAACCCGGACUGCCAAAGCGAAACGAGCUGGACCAUCUAUACCAGCUGGCCUGAUUGUUCAAAGGAGCCUGCAUCACUGCGACCUUGCCUCGUUCCUGGAGUACACCAGCAGCAUCGGGGCGGACCCCGAUUCUACCACCUACAGAGGGACGCACUACGAAUACACUGUCGCCGCUGCGCUUCACUCUUUCGGCUUCCAACUACAGCGAACUGGUGGUUCCAAUGACCUCGGCAUCGAUCUUGUGGGCGCCCUCGCGCUGCCUUCGUCAAGCAGCCCAGACAGAUCAUCUGGACGAGCCAAGGAGACUCUCAGCUCCAGCGCCCCUUUCGAGCUGAGAGUGAUCGGGCAGUGUAAGAUUUCUCGACCGGAGCCACGGAUGGUGCGUGAGCUAGAAGGAGCUUACGUGGGCGCGCCUGCGGGUUGGAAGGGCCAGCACGUUCUGGCGUUACUUGUCUCACAUGGCUCGUCCACUAAAGGGGUGCGGGAUGCUCUGCAGAGGAGUCGGUGGCCCUUGGCCUUGCUGCAGGUCACCGCUGAGGGCUGGCUGAAGCAGUUCUUGUGGAAUGCAGCUGCUGCAGAGGCGGGACUUGAAGGCUUGGGUGUGACGGCGCGACACAGCGGUGCUGAUGCUGAUGAGGGCCGGCAUACGAUUGCGCUGACGUGGAUGGGCGAGCCCGUGAGAUUAGCGGGUUGA
Saxophila tyrrhenica is the source of this 915-nucleotide messenger RNA. RefSeq lists its product as uncharacterized. Lineage: Eukaryota; Fungi; Ascomycota; Dothideomycetes; Mycosphaerellales; Extremaceae. The record is from RefSeq and is a predicted model, not a curated record. The transcript has a single exon. Bases 1 to 915 code for a protein of 304 amino acids. Gene Ontology annotation, cellular component: mitochondrion.